AUGUACACUGUAUUCAGUGUUGAAGCUGAAAAAUUUGACUGGAAAUAUCAGCUAACAUUACUGGUAAUCCUUGUUACGGUUGUUAUUGAAGUCGACUGCAGUAGUAACAGUAAAAAUUCUGUGCCAUUGGAUGUUGUAUUACAAGAUUUGGAUGAUACAACGGGCUGCAAUCGAACUGUGGCAAUGCCAAAUGUUCAUCGUCUAAUUGAUGGAACCCUUCAAACACGGAAUGAUUGGCCUAAUUUUUUAGAAGUAGCUAAAAUUUUAUCUGAUCAAACUGAUUUGAAUGUUACACUAAGAAAGAUAACAAAUUGGCGUGAUAAAGCUGUACUACUGUAUAAACCGAACUAUUUACCAAAUAUGUCUGAACCAAAAUUUUUUCUACAAUUAUACUGUACGACAAAUUCAACAACCUGGAUACCGGUGUUGGCAUUUCCAACAAAAAAGCCUGAUUUCUUUUUACUGUUGAAGCCAACACUGACAAAUUUAGAUGUCUGUGAUUAUAGUCAAUGUAAAGCUUCAAAGGUAAGUGCCUAUGUUGUUUCUAUAAUUUUGAUCAGCCUUAGUCAAAUAGUUGGUUAUUGGGCUGCAAUUGAUUUGUUCAUAGUUUAA
Molecule: messenger RNA, 612 nt
Organism: Enterobius vermicularis (human pinworm)
Lineage: Eukaryota; Metazoa; Nematoda; Chromadorea; Rhabditida; Oxyuridae
Source: the annotation of a GenBank genome assembly